AUGGCUACCAUUCCUGAAGGCGCUAACGUGCAAAUCAUCUCCAAGAACGAAAAGAAGGCGAGAGAGCUCAUCAAGAAGACUGGCCUCAAGCAGAUCAAGGGCAUCACCCGCGUCACCUUCAAGCAGCGCGGCAACUUGAUCUACGCCAUCGACGCCCCCGAAGUGUACAAGUCCGUUGGCGGCCUGUACGUCGUGUUUGGCGAAGCCAAGGUCGACGACUUGAACAAGAGAAUGAUGGAAGCUCAAGCCCAACAAGCCCAACAACAGGAAUUGGCUAAGGCCGCCGCCGCCGCCUCGGGUGAGACUGUCGACAAGUCGCCGGAAGCGAUCACCGCCGACUUGGAAGCCGCUUCUCUUCAAGACAACAAGAUUGAGGAAGUCGAAGACGACGACGAAGCCGUCGACGAAACCGGCUUGGACGCUAAGGACAUCGACAUUAUCGUCGAACAAACUCAAGUGUCGCGCGGUAAGGCCGCCAAGGCGUUGAGAAAGCACAAGGGUGACAUGGUCAACGCCAUCAUGGAACUCUCGUAA
This is a messenger RNA of Diutina rugosa, 534 nucleotides long. It is a transcript of the gene EGD2, whose product is annotated as Egd2p. The transcript has a single exon. Gene Ontology annotation, biological process: protein targeting to membrane. Lineage: Eukaryota; Fungi; Ascomycota; Pichiomycetes; Serinales; Debaryomycetaceae. Bases 1 to 534 code for a protein of 177 amino acids. Gene Ontology annotation, cellular component: nascent polypeptide-associated complex; cytoplasm. The record is from RefSeq and is a predicted model, not a curated record.